This is a messenger RNA of Salvelinus fontinalis (brook trout), 1553 nucleotides long. RefSeq names its product class E basic helix-loop-helix protein 22-like. The transcript has 3 exons. The record is from RefSeq and is a predicted model, not a curated record. The coding region runs from base 1 to 1209 and encodes 402 amino acids. NCBI's taxonomy places the organism in Eukaryota, Metazoa, Chordata, Actinopteri, Salmoniformes, Salmonidae. Gene Ontology annotation, molecular function: protein dimerization activity.
AUGUUUGUCUGCCGCUGUCGUCGUACCUGGAAGAGAGCCCGGUCGGCCCCUCUCAAGACCACCUUUAGGUAUCGACGACAAGGGGAUCGCCACCGGACCCCGGCUCCCCGAAUUAAACCCAUGUCUCACAGCCCUUUGUCUCCUGUUUCCAUGCCCACCACUCUCACCCAUCUCAUCGAUGGCCAACCGGCGUACACGGUUAGGCAUCUACUGAAGGUUCGACCUCGGGGCAGGGGGUUCCAGUACCUGGUUGACUGGGAGGGUUAUGGCCCGGAAGAGACGUGUUGGGUCCCCGCUAGGGACAUCCUGGACGCAGGCCUCAUCGCGGAUUUCCAAUGCCGGCAACCCGCUCAACCAGAUCAAAAAAGUGUCGCGCAGAAUCCAGGGCAAUCACAAGUGGUCGAGAGAGUGGGGGGUGGGACCACUGACUUAACAGGACUGCGCACACCAGAACUCUGUAGGAGAGAAGUUCUUCACAAAGGUCCAGCGUUUGGGCGCAAAAGGGUGGAUUCUUUCAGAUCGGGCUCUAGCAUAGGACUGUCUCCCUCUCCCAGAGAUCGACAAUCAUCCAUGAGUUUUGAUCAGGAGCACUCACAACCGGGGACAAUGGCCGGAGUUCAGGCGGGAACACUUGGCUUCCCAUCUGAAUCGUUGUGCGUAAAGUACGGGGAAUUUUUAAAACACACCGCUGCCGCCGCAGCAGCCGCUGAGAGCAGUGGCGGGGAGCAGAGUCAGGAUGAUGACAGUGAUGGCAUUGGCAGGAGUGACAUGGUGCUUUUUCCUGAGGAAAGGCUCAUGGCAUCAAUGGCCAAAUGUGACGCAGGUAAGAAACACAAAGAGCAGAAAGUGCUGCGGCUGAACAUUAACGCCCGUGAGAGGAGGAGGAUGCAUGACCUGAACGACGCGCUCGAUGAACUGAGGUCGGUGAUCCCCUACGCGCACAGCCCGUCCGUACGGAAGUUAUCCAAAAUAGCCACUUUGCUGCUCGCCAAAAACUACAUCCUCAUGCAAGCGCAAGCACUUGAAGAGAUGAGAAGACUUGUCACUUAUCUUAACCAUGGACCCGGCGUUACCGCGGCGAAUACAUCUGGUGGACCCCGAUUAGGGCUCUAUGACCAGCAGACAGGAUACCCGUUCUCUGCUGGGACUCCAGACCCUUUCCAUAGCAAUGCAAAUCUCUUUAAUAAACACUUCAACCAUAAACCUUGAACAGUUGUGGCCGACGACACUAACAGGGGACUUCAAGCUUCGUGCACACAACUGAAUUGAUGGGACCAGCGUGACUGACUGAGAAGUAACCACAUUACCAAAAUAUGGAUUCUUACUGUAUAUGAUGUUAUAUAUUUCAUGGUGAUUAUGUAUCGAAAUAGCUGUUGUUUUUGCAACACCAAACGAAAUGACAGCUCCAUAACAUGGUCAAAAUGGUGAGGCUAAUUUGUCUUUAACAAAUUAUAAUGCAAGUCCAGUCUAUUUAUUUGACCAUUAUGUAGGCCUUUACUAAUUUUCUUCAGUUUGAAUAGAUGAUGUUCGAUGAAUAAAUUGUAUUGGUGAUA